Anguilla anguilla (European eel) is the source of this 3491-nucleotide messenger RNA. It is a transcript of the gene mfn1b, whose product is annotated as mitofusin 1b. NCBI's taxonomy places the organism in Eukaryota, Metazoa, Chordata, Actinopteri, Anguilliformes, Anguillidae. The transcript is spliced from 18 exons. Gene Ontology annotation, cellular component: mitochondrial outer membrane. Bases 184 to 2409 code for a protein of 741 amino acids. Gene Ontology annotation, molecular function: GTPase activity; GTP binding. Gene Ontology annotation, biological process: mitochondrial fusion; mitochondrion localization. The record is from RefSeq and is a predicted model, not a curated record.
CCGCUCUAUAGCUCCUCCCCUUCUCGGGUGUUAGUAAUGUGAAAGCGGAUGAGAAGGACAAAAUAUUAAAUAGAAACAAACUGUUACUGAUCGAGCUAGCCUAUACAGUCGCCAGAUAUUCUAGUUUUGAUAUGAAAAUACCAAUAUAGACACAAGCUAAGCCUCGACAUCAAGGAAGGCACCAUGGAGAACGGGGACAUCUCACCGCUGAAGCGCUUUGUCUUUGCGAAAAAGAAGAUCAGCGCAGUGUUUGAGCAGCUACUGGACUACGUUAAAGAGGGGUCCGAGUUUGUGGAAGAUACGUGCAGGAGUGAAGACCUGGCACAGAUCGCCACGGAGGAUCAGCUGCUGCAGAUACAGUCCUACACGGGGAAGCUGGCCGUGAUUAAGGAAGUGCUGGCCCGGAGGCACAUGAAGGUGGCUUUCUUCGGCAGGACGAGCAACGGGAAGAGCACGGUGAUCAACGCCAUGCUGCGGGACCGGGUUCUACCCAGCGGCAUCGGGCACACCACCAACUGCUUCCUGAGCGUGGAGGGCACCGACGAGGACAAGGCCUUCCUCACCACCGACGGCUCCGCGGAGGAGAAGAGCAUCAAGACGGUGAACCAGCUCGCACACGCUCUGCACAUGGACCAGAGUCUGGACGCCGGCUGCCUGGUGAAGGUUUUCUGGCCGAAGACCAAAUGUGCGCUGCUGAGAGACGACCUGGUUCUCGUGGACAGCCCGGGGACUGAUGUCACCACACAGCUGGACAGCUGGAUCGACAAAUUCUGCCUGGACGCGGACGUCUUUGUGCUGGUGGCCAACUCGGAGUCGACGCUGAUGAACACGGAGAAACACUUUUUCCACAAGGUGAACGAGCGACUCUCCAAGCCCAACAUCUUCAUCUUGAACAACCGCUGGGACGCCUCCGCUUCCGAGCCCGAGUACAUGGAGGACGUGCGGAAGCAGCACACGGACCGCUGCGUCAGCUUCCUGGUGGAGGAGCUGAAGGUAGUGGACCGGCAGCAGGCGCCCGAUCAUAUUUUCUUCGUGUCGGCCAAAGAGGUGCUGAACUCCAGGAUGCAGCGCGCCCAGGGGAUGCCAGAGGCUGGUGGUGCUUUAGCUGAAGGAUUCCAGGAGAGACUGAAGGAGUUCCAGAGUUUUGAGAGAACGUUCGAGGAGUGCAUCUCGCAGUCGGCAGUGAAGACGAAGUUUGAGCAGCACACCAUCAGAGCGCAGCAGAUCGCCGAGACCGUCAAAGGCAUCAUGGACGCCAUCAACAUCACCUCCGCUGAGAAGAGGGUGCAUUCCCUGGAGGAGAGGGAGUACCAGAUGGACCGUUUGGAGUUUGUACGUAAUCAGCUUAACCUGCUGACUGAGGACAUCAAGAAGAGGAUCACGUCUGUCACCAAGGAGGUGGAGGAAAAGGUGUCGAACGCCAUGGCGGACGAGAUCUGUCGCCUGUCGGUGCUGGUCGACGAGUUCCACUCGGACUUCCACCCCUCUCCCCAAGUGCUCAAUCUCUACAAAUCUGAGCUGCUGAGGCACAUAGAGGAGGGGAUGGGGAAGAACCUGGCCUUCCGCUGCUCCAGCGCCAUCAACGCGUCCGUGCAGGCCUCCCAAAAAGACAUGAUAGACUGCGUGCAGUCUCUGCUGCCCCCUGCUGUUCAGAGCCAGCUGCACAUGCUCAUUCCCUCCCGGAGGUUUGACCUCAGCUACGACCUCAACUGCGGCUCCCUGUGCUCGGACUUCCAGGAGAACAUAGAAUUCCAGUUCUCCCUGGGCUGGACCGCCCUGGUCAACCGCUUCCUGGGGCCGGCGAACGCAAAGCAAGCUCUGAUGCUCGUCAACCACAACCUGCAGGUUCCUCGUCCCGUGACCACCCCCCACACCCCCUCGACCCCGGCAGGGCCACGCCCCCAAGGGAGCGUGGUCUCCCAGGAGGAGCUCAUGCUGACCAUGGCCUCUGGGCUGGCCUCUCUCACCUCCCGGACCUCCAUGAGCAUGGUCAUCGUCGGAGGAGUGGUAUGGCGUGGUGUCGGGUGGAGGCUCAUCGCCCUGUCCAUGAGCCUCUACGGCCUGGUCUACUUCUACGAGAAGCUGACCUGGACCACCAAGGCCAAGGAGCGGGCCUUCAAGCGGCAGUUCGUGGACUACGCCACCGAGAAGCUGCAGCUGAUCGUCAGCUUCACCAGCGCAAACUGCAGCCACCAGGUCCAGCAGGAAAUGGCCGCCAACUUCGCCCGGCUGAGCCAGCAGGUGGACCAGACCCAGCGGGAACUGGAGGGCGAGAUCAGCCGCCUCACUGCCAAAAUCCAGCGGCUGGAGACGGUUCAUGGCCGGUCCAAAAGCCUCAGACACAAGGCUACGGGGCUGCAGACGGAGUUGGAUGGUUUCACCGCUGAGUAUUUGCACCCUCCGCAGUGAGACUUCAGGUGUGGGGCUUCAGGUGUGGGGCUAGGAGAUCCACUGGUCUCAGCCUUAGUCCUCUGUCUCUUUCUCUUUGUGUGCCCGGAAGGGCAGGAAAUGAAAGUUAUCUGCUCUUUACCAUAUUUUUACCCUGGGAUUUCUCUCGUACAGGGAUCUCAAACUCCAGUCCUGGAGAGCUACAGUGUCUUUUCACCUGACGACAAGUUUUUAGGCCUUGAAAACCAGGUGCGUGGAAUCUAGCCAAUCAGCGACUGUAAUCAGUUGAGCACUUGAACCACACUGAAAACCAGCAAGGCCCUCCAGAGUUUGCUGUUCUAAACUGUCGUGUGUAAAAACAUCAGCACUUUCUCUGUAGCUUAUGGGUGGAAGAAACUUAGAUUUUUUUUUUUUUUUGGUAAGAUUUUUUUGGAUCUUCCUUGCGUGUAAAAUGUCAGCUGCCCCUGUCCGUGUGGCUGGACGUUGAAUGUGCUGCAAGUACAACUGUGAAUACGCCAUGAAACCACUUCACUAACUGAAAAUAUUUUUUUACAAGAGCGCAUCUAUAUGUAAUAAAUGAGAAUAUAGAAAUGCAGUUGAAUUCGUUACAGCACAGUUACCUCUACUACGGAGCUGCCCAACCCUGCUCCUGUAGAUUUACCGCUCUGUAGGUUUUCACUCCAACCCUAACAAAGCCUCACCUCAUUCAACAGCAAGAGAGCUCAUUGAGCUGCUAAUUAGUGGAAUUAGGUGUGCCAAAUUAUGGUUGAAAUGAAAACCUGCAGGAUGGUAGAUAUCCAGAAACAGGGUCAGGCAGCAGUUAUGUGAACAGUUAUGACCAAAACCAUUUUGAAUUAAAGCAUCCAUUUACCCGGACAAACUAGCAAUUUCCUGCUCUGGAUUAAGGGACAAAAAGCAUUUAUAUUCACUCUACUGGAGUAUUUUUCACAAAUGGAAUAUGAAGUCUAAGUGGAGGACACCCCCCCCCACACCCAAACUUUGUAAAAAUUGUGUCACUUGGAUGGAAUUUCUGAUUCUGCAAGAUUGUCAAUAUAGUUCACUUUAUGAUUUUCGAGAAUUUAAUAAAACAAUUUGUCAAGUUG